UUGCUGCCAGCGGUCCGGGUGAAAACUCCGCAGCGGAGGGGACUCCCAACGGCACCCCGCCGUCUGCUGCCGCGGUGGCGCACGGAGACAAUACCAACACCACCGACACGGCCACCAGCGAGGGAAAUCCUACGGCGGCAGGCAUGCUGGCUCCACUUUCCUCUGCGCCCACAACGAAGGCGCUGGAGAGCAGCGUCGGAAAUGACGCCUGCUUCCAUGACACCCGUCUGCAUGCCCCGCUGCUGCUCGCUCUGGCUGCGCUUGCGUACACCACUCUGGGCUGAGAAUUCUGUGUGGGCUGUGCGUGCCAGCACUCAGCCGCGGGGACUUGUGCGCGUCUAUUGUUUUCCUAAGUAA
Trypanosoma cruzi is the source of this 357-nucleotide messenger RNA. Its product is annotated as dispersed gene family protein 1 (DGF-1), putative. NCBI's taxonomy places the organism in Eukaryota, Euglenozoa, Kinetoplastea, Trypanosomatida, Trypanosomatidae. The record is from RefSeq and is a predicted model, not a curated record. The annotation marks the transcript as partial. The transcript has a single exon.